This is a messenger RNA of Salvelinus fontinalis (brook trout), 3872 nucleotides long. Its product is annotated as myelin regulatory factor-like protein. The record is from RefSeq and is a predicted model, not a curated record. The transcript is spliced from 24 exons. Gene Ontology annotation, cellular component: nucleus; endoplasmic reticulum membrane. Gene Ontology annotation, molecular function: sequence-specific DNA binding; DNA-binding transcription factor activity. Bases 365 to 3292 code for a protein of 975 amino acids. NCBI's taxonomy places the organism in Eukaryota, Metazoa, Chordata, Actinopteri, Salmoniformes, Salmonidae. Gene Ontology annotation, biological process: positive regulation of DNA-templated transcription; protein autoprocessing.
AGGACACCUGGCACACAGACAGAACGCUUGCGCAGUGUAUGUGAAUGGUUUUUACCUUUCAGACCAGAGAACAAAGUGCACAGGAGAGACAUCUGUGACAAACAUUAUUUUGAGUUUAGAAACAUCUUGGAUAUAUAAUUCUGGGAAUAUUAUUGUCAAAACCAAAGGGCCAAAAUCUACCGAAACUACCUGGAUGGGUGAACAAACGUGGAGUAACUGGGCUCUGAGGAUUUAAUGGAUAUUGUUUGCCAAAUGGAUUGUACUUGAGAGACGUAAACUGAAGUCGCAGAGAAGGUUGUCAACGGAACUACGAGCCAGGACUCCAUUUUGGAGAAAAGUUGUGUAUCUCAGGCAGCUGAUCCCCAUGGAGCCCCCUGGAGGACUCCGAGAGCCCGUUGAUGUUCUGGGAGAGAAUGAAGCGCUGCAGCAGUUCUUUGACGGAUGCCAGGAUAUGAGUGGGGUUCUGGAGAGUGCGGUGGUGGACACCAGCAUACUGGAACAGUACCUCAGCAACGACAUGGACCCAACAUUCAUGUUACCAGAGUCACCACCAGAUUCUGGUUCAGAACCGUGUUCACCUCCACAAAUACCAGACGUGAGCUACGGCUACCAGGAAGUCUUCCAGCCAGUGACACGUCCUCCAGCCUCAUCGUGUGGAUAUAAAGAGCAACCCCCACCACACCCAGGACUGUCAUACCACCAGGGGCUGACUAACUUUUACACCAAGACAGACACAUCUCCAGGCUCACUGCCCCACCACCCCCCCAUCCACCACCCCCCCAUCCACCACCCCCACUACCUGAUCCCAGGGGAGAGCUAUAUUCAGGCUAACACUGCCCCCACACCGCCCGUCCACCACAAGGCUCUCCAGCAGCAUCAGCCUCCUCCACGCCAGGGCUUGGCAGACAGCUACCCCAGGCCCAACGCACCCCCGGUCCCAGAUCUACCUCCAGGCCAAGCCGCACACCGAGCCCCAGGCCUAGGACUGCCCUCAUCCUGCCUACUACCUGUGCCAGGAUGCCCUUCACAACCAGGAUAUGCAUACCUGCCUCCCACAGCUGGGCAACACACAGGGCUUAUAUUACCUGACUGUAAGAAGAGAAGACGAACAGAACCCCUUGAGGUACAGACCCAUUUAGUGGCUGUUCCCAUAGCAGCGGGUUCUGAGAGUGGAGGCGGUGACGUCCCGUCCUAUGACAGUGACGGGGCCACAGGGAGCAGCUCUGGGACCUAUCAGCUCCUCACCUGGGAUCGCUACCAGCCUGGCCUGUGGACACCGCUCUACAACAGUAACUAUGACAUCCUCCCUUCCCCCGGUUACCAUGUCGACACCGAUAAAGGUUUCAACUACUCCACAGCUGACGAGGCCUUUGUGUGUCAGAAAAAGAACCACUUCCAGGUCACGGUUCACGUAGGGAUGUCCGGAGACCCCCUGUACGUCAAGACCCCCAUCGGCGCUGCGCCAAUAGAGAGCUUCCACGUCAAGGUGUUUGGUGUGAAGCUUGAGGCACAGACUCACAAAGUCACCAUAGAACAGUCACAGCCUGAUCGCAGCAAGAAACCAUUCCUGCCAGUCAAAGUGAGUCUACCAGGGGACAAGAUCACUAGAGUUACUCUGGGAAGACUGCACUUCAGUGAGACCACUGCCAACAACAUGAGGAAAAAGGGAAAACCCAACCCUGACCAGAGGUACUUCCUGAUGGUGGUGGGUCUGUACGCCACAGUGAGGGAAGAGAGUUACCUGCUGAUAGCAUUCAUGUCAGAGAGGAUCAUAGUCAGGGCGUCGAACCCGGGCCAGUUUGAGAACGACAGUGAGGUGUUGUGGCAACGAGGACAGGCUCCGGACGCGGUGGUGUGCCAGGGGAGGGUGGGCAUCAACACAGACACCCCCGAUGAAGCCCUGGUGGUCUGCGGCAACGCUAAGAUCAUGGGGCAGGUUAUGCACCCCUCUGACCGCCGCGCCAAACACAACAUACAAGAGGUGGAUUCAACAGAACAGUUGAAGAGGAUAUCUCAGAUGAGGAUCGUGGAGUAUGACUACAAGCCUGAGUUCGCCUCAAAGAUGGGGAUCGAUCACAUACAUGAAACAGGCAUCAUAGCCCAAGAGGUGAAGGAGCUGCUGCCUACUGCUGUCCAAUCGGUGGGGGACGUCACCUGCAGCGACGGAGAGAAGAUCCACAACUUUCUCAUGGUGGACAAAGAGCAGAUCUUCAUGGAGAAUGUCGGGGCUGUGAAGCAGCUGUGUAAGCUGACUGACAACCUGGAGAACAGGAUUCAGGACCUGGAGGAGUGGAACACACGGUCAGCCAAGCUGAAGAACACGGGCGGCCUGCGCUCCAGCAGCAACCCUGCUAACAGCAGCACUAAAGGGAAAAUGAACAGACACAGCAGUGUUCCACCACCCCAGAAGCCAACACCUCUCAAAUCUGUCAAGGCAAAGUUCCACCGCUGCUUAAAACACAAGUUUGUCCAAGUCAGCAUGAUCAUUCUGGUCGCAACAUUGGCUUUCUGUUCUAUUGCCAUCACAGCUCUCUACAUGCUGACUCUGAGAGACGACUCCGGCAUGCUGUUUCCUGGAAGCACCAACGAGACUACUGUGCAUCCUCUCUACACCACAACAGUCAGGCCUACCUUAGUAAGCCCAACCACCCCCCCUGUCCCGUGGACCCCUGAUGUGGACUUCUGUAGCCUGAUCUACUGUGAAGAAGUGUUCUGCUGUCCCACUACAGCCGCCAUGGAUAAUACCAGCACCAUCUCUCCUGCCCUCCUCUCCUCCACUGUAUCUCCCUCUACCGGGCCCUCUCUAGCAGAUAAAGGGGAAGACAAAUUCAAUGAAGAAAUCAAAGGUGCCGGAGAUUGGACAAACACAACGAUAAAGUCUUUUUUGAUCAAAGAAAACGAACAGAUCAUUGACUCUCGGUACUGUGAGAGGGGAAGCUGUGGGUCAGGAAACUACUCCUUCCAAAUCCCUAUCAGCAAGUUCGUCCCGACCAACAUGCGUGUCACUGUCCAGAUGAGUACUACAGAGCUGCUGGUUGUCCACCUGUGUCAUCACGAUGAGACGUUUGAAUGCUCUGCCUUGAUGGACCAUGAUCAAACCAACGAAGAAAACAAUUUCAUAAAUACACAGGGCUACGUCCAUGAAUGGCCUCUGCCAGUGUCUCGAGUCUACAGGAGCUCCUACCACUUCCGCUCAGCAGUGGCUGGCCAGGCAGACUGCAAUACCGACCGUGGCUUCAUGGGGGCGCUGUUCACAGACUACCAUUUCAACUUCUACCGGAGGUGUGAGUGAAGAAGAAGACCUCAUACUGUAGUUCCUCUGGCUGGCCAGUGUCCAAUGACAAGUGUGUCAAUGCUUCUCUUCAUGAUGUAUGGCAACUGUAAUAAUUCAUCCACUUUGUAUUGUUUUUCUAUGAAAUGUCCUGAUUUGUUGAUGAGAUUGUUGUAUAUAAUCUCUUUUACAAGGACUGUAUAAGAGCAUAUUUAUUGAUACAGAAUUACAGUAGGUAAGAGUCGUUUGAUUCACUUUGCCUUGUGACAAUUCUUGCACUAUGUGAAAAGAGAUUUGAAUUGGAACAGACCUGAAUUAUGGAUCAUUUAGUUUUCAGUAGAAUGUAAUGCAGUAUAACAGGUUAUUGAUUACUCAUUAAACUAUACAUUGAUCAUGUCACACUGUUGGCACACAGGAGGACAGGAUGAGUCCCAGAGUAAAAUAGUACUUAUAUUUCAUACUUGACUGUGUAGGAAGCGAUUACAUUUCUUUCAGAAAGUAAUUGUGUUGGAUUCUGUGUUACUGCAUCAUGUCCUAGUAAGUACCAGGUAAAUACCGGGUAAAUACCAUUGGAAACUGUCAAAUAAAGUACUGAAUUCUC